Messenger RNA from Hibiscus syriacus, 2187 nucleotides. RefSeq names its product probable LRR receptor-like serine/threonine-protein kinase At5g10290. Gene Ontology annotation, molecular function: protein binding; ATP binding; protein kinase activity. NCBI's taxonomy places the organism in Eukaryota, Viridiplantae, Streptophyta, Magnoliopsida, Malvales, Malvaceae. Bases 194 to 2014 code for a protein of 606 amino acids. The record is from RefSeq and is a predicted model, not a curated record. Gene Ontology annotation, biological process: protein phosphorylation. The transcript has 12 exons.
UGUCUGUCCUUCACCCAAGGGAAUCAGUAUAUGAUUCUUACAAGUUAUUACAGUCCAUCUGAAAUAAUAAAAAACACCCCAUCCUUUAUUUUUCUUCUCUAACCGAUUUCUUUCUCAAAGUGAUGGUCACUUGUAUAUAUGUAAGAGAUUUUGUAUUUCAUUGCAUUGAUCAUUGGGCUCAACUUUGCUGAAGAUGGGACCAUUUCUUGGUGCACUUUUGUUGGCUUGUUUGCUCUCAUUUGUAUCUGCUGAUUUUCAAGGAGAUGCUUUAAUUGCAUUAAAGAGCUCACUCCAUGCUUCAGCCGAUCAGUUGAAAGAUUGGAAUCAAAAUCUAGUUGGCCCCUGCACUUGGACAAAUGUUAAGUGUGAUCCUAGUAAUAAAAAUGUCAUAUCUGUCACUUUGUCAUCCAUGAACUUCUCUGGCACAUUGUCCCCUAAAAUAGGAGUUCUGCAAAAUCUUUCAUCAAUUACGUUGAAAGGAAAUGGUAUAACUGGUGAGAUCCCUAAAGAGUUUGGAAAUUUGUCAAACUUGACAAGCUUGGAUUUGGAAAAUAAUAAUUUAACUGGCGAAAUACCUUCUUCCCUUUGGAAUCUUAAAAAUCUGAAAUUCUUGACACUUGGUAAGAACAAUCUUAAUGGGACCAUUCCACAGCCUAUUUCAGGUCUUACAAAUUUGAUCUCACUUUCGCUUGAUUCAAAUGAUCUUAGUGGUCAAGUACCUGAUAUUUUGUUCAACAUUCCAAAUUACAAUUUUACAGGAAACAAUUUAAAUUGUGGUGUAAAUUUUCCUCAUCCAUGCGUGUCAACUGAAAACAAUUCUGGAUCAUCACAUAAGCCUAAAGUUGGUCUUAUUGUUGGAAUUGUUGGGGGAUUUGUAAUUCUUCUUUUUGGUGGAUUGCUGUUUUUACUGUGCAAACGUAGACAGAAAGGCAACAAGGGCGAAUUCUUUGUAGACGUUGCAGGUGAAGUUGACCAAAGAAUUUCUUUUGGUCAAUUGACAAGGUUUGCAUGGAGGGAAUUACAGUUGGCUACAGAUAGCUUCAGUGAAAAUAAUGUUCUUGGAAAGGGAGGUUUCGGAAAGGUUUAUAAAGGUGUGCUUUCUGAUAACACGAAAGUCGCAGUUAAGAGAUUAAUUGACUUCGGAAGUCCUGAAGGAGAUGCAGCUUUUCAACGCGAAGUUGAGAUGAUAAGUGUCGCUGUUCACAGGAAUCUCUUACGGCUGAUUGGCUUUUGUACAACACCAACGGAACGCCUUUUGGUCUAUCCCUUCAUGCCGAAUUUAAGCGUGGCCUCUCGUCUUCGAGAACUCAAACCUGGUGAACCUGUUUUAGAUUGGCCUAAAAGAAAACGAAUAGCUCUAGGUGCAGCCCGUGGGUUGGAUUACCUUCAUGAACAUUGCAAUCCUAAGAUCAUUCAUCGGGAUGUGAAGGCCGCUAAUAUAUUAUUGGAUGAAGACUUUGAAGCAGUUGUUGGUGACUUUGGCCUUGCUAAGUUGGUGGACGUGAGACAGACAAAUAUAACAACUCAAGUUCGCGGGACGAUGGGACACAUAGCACCCGAGUAUUUGUCUACUGGGAAGUCAUCAGAGAGGACGGAUGUCUUUGGUUAUGGGAUUAUGCUUCUAGAGCUCGUAACAGGUCAACGUGCGAUAGAUUUUUCACGCUUGGAAGAUGAAGAUGAUGUUUUGCUUCUUGAUUAUGUUAAGAAGCUAGAAAGGGAGAAAAAGUUGGAUGAGAUUGUAGAUCGUAACCUUAAACAAGAUUACAGCAUCGAAGAGGUCGAGGCAAUGAUCCAAGUUGCAUUGCUUUGCACCCAAGCCUCACCAGAGGAUCGUCCGCCAAUGUCAGAGGUGGUGAGGAUGCUGGAAGGAGAGGGGCUUGCACAGAGGUGGGAAGAAUGGCAACACGUCGAGGUUACACGUAGGCGAGAGUAUGAAAGACUGCAAAGGAGAUUGGACUGGGGAGACGAUUCGGUACAUAUCCAGGUUGCUAUCGAGUUAUCGGGUGGAAGAUGAUGAGGUAAAGAAUCCCUUGCAUGUAAUUUUCUUAGUUUCUCUUAGGUAGGCUUAGUUGAUUGUGCAUUGAUAUAGGGACAUAGUGGGAAGAGAAUGUCAUCUUAUGUUUUAUACACGAUGCAUUUGUUCGUGAUUAAUAACAGGAACUCCUGGUAAAUGUUGAUUUUUUUUUU